GAUUAUAUUAAUUUGAGCAUUUGGCUCUCAGUCCAGACAGACAUAGAUAGAAACUAGAAUCAAUUCAUGAAGAUGACGACUCUCAACGGAUCAGCCAUGGCGUCUUUUCUAUUGUUUCUUCUAAUUGCCAUCUCCAUAGCUUCAGCAAAGAAGUCUGGCGAUGUUACCGAGUUGCAAAUCGGAGUGAAGUAUAAGCCAGCAACCUGUGACAUUCAGGCACACAAAGGUGACAAAAUCAAAGUUCACUAUAGGGGAAAACUUACAGAUGGAACUGUUUUUGAUUCUAGCUUUGAAAGGGGAGAUCCAAUUGAAUUUGAACUUGGCUCAGGCCAAGUGAUUAAAGGAUGGGAUCAAGGGCUAUUGGGAUCAUGCGUUGGUGAGAAGCGAAAGUUGAAAAUACCUGCAAAGCUUGGAUAUGGAGAACAAGGUUCACCACCAACAAUCCCAGGUGGUGCCACGUUAAUAUUCGACACUGAGCUCGUCGCAGUGAAUGGAAAAACAUCAAACGGAGAGAAAACAGUAGAAGAUAGUGAUCUAUAGAAUGAGAUAACGCCUUCAUUGCUCGAUGUUGCUCGUGGAUGAACUGAAACUGAAACACUUCUGGCUUACCUAAUUUAUUGCUUGGAUGAUAUCUUCCUUUUUGAAUAGAAAUGAAUGUUAAAACUGUCAUUAUUAUUCCUUCACCUAUAACAUAUGCAGAUGAGAUUUUCCUUAAUUGGCUUUACAUUUCAAAUCUUCAAAAAAUGCGUGACCAUUUGGUUGUUUUUAGGAAGAAUUGUCGAAUUUGAAUCGACCCCAAAUAUCUCGAAUUCGAAUGACAAUUUGUUUCAAUAUCUUAUCUUGGUUCUGUGAUAGUGGCCGAAAAACUUUCAUAUAAAAUAAGGUCUUGUUUUGGAAAAGAUUGUUUAUUAAACAUUAUUGAAAACUCAUUUGCAUAAUGGCAUGUGGUCAAUUGAUUUGUCCUCUUCUUUACAUAAAGAAUAUUUAAUAUACUUCAAUUUCAUGGAA
Molecule: messenger RNA, 1008 nt
Organism: Impatiens glandulifera
Lineage: Eukaryota; Viridiplantae; Streptophyta; Magnoliopsida; Ericales; Balsaminaceae
Product: peptidyl-prolyl cis-trans isomerase FKBP15-1-like
Exons: 6
Coding region: 67-540 (157 amino acids)
Biological process (GO): protein peptidyl-prolyl isomerization
Molecular function (GO): peptidyl-prolyl cis-trans isomerase activity
Source: RefSeq, a predicted model, not a curated record